AUGAGAGGGCUCCUCUUGCUGCUUGUGCUCUGGGCAGGGCUGGCUCCCGCCCAGGGUUCUCAAGGCCGUCCCUCAUGGCGCUACGUCUCCUCUGAGAUGGUCAUUCCCAGGAAGGAGUUGCACCAUGGCAAAGGCAUCCAGAUGCCAGGCUGGCUGUCCUACAGCCUGCGUUUUGGGGGCAAGAGGCACGUUAUCCACAUGCGGCGCAAGAAACUCUUCUGGUCCAGGCAUCUGCUGGUGAUGACUCAGGAUGACCAAGGUGCCUUGCAGAUGGACUACCCCUUCGUCCCUCCUGACUGUUACUACCUCGGCUACCUGGAGGAGGUUCCUCUUUCCAUGGUCACCCUGGACACGUGCUAUGGGGGACUGGAAGGUAUUAUGAAAUUGGAUGACCUUGCCUAUGAGAUCAAACCCCUCAGCAGUUCCCAAAGAUUUGAACACAUUGUUUCUCAGAUAGUGGCAGACACCAAUGCAACAGGCCCUACCUAUAAACUGGGACUGAAGGAGGACAGGGACCCCUUGUUCUCUCAAGCAAAUACCAGUGCCAUUCCCCGGUUCUCAAGUAAGAUGUAUGCAUCUCAUCACGGACAGGUGAAAGCACUUUCCUUAAGUUCCAACUCAAUGUAUAGAGUGUUCAACAACGUGUCUAAAUGUGCCCAAUUCCUGAUAAGGAUUUUUAGUUUAAUUGACACAUUCUAUCAAGCACUUGAUGUGAAUUACUAUAUUGGAUCCAUGAUUAUUUACACUCAGGGAGAGCCAGCUACCAUGAACAGUUUUCAUCCAAUUCAAAGUCCAUUAGCUAGAUAUUACCGUUCUAAACUUUAUCCAAUUUUUCUUCCACAUUCAACCUUAAUUGUAACUAAAGAAGGGCCACUGGAUAAUAAUACAGAACCUAUAAUUUAUGGUUUAUGCAAAACGCAAAACCUCCUCGUGCUUGCGUAUCUAGACAAACAUUAUUUAAUAUUGUCUAUCAUAGCAGCACAGAAGGUGGGUAGAAGUUUGGGGUUGUAUUAUGACAACAGGUAUUGUGUCUGUCAGAGAAGGACUACAUGCAUUAUGAACAGAUACAUGGGUCUGACUGAUGCUUUCAGUAACUGUUCUUUUAAACAUGUCCUAAGCGUUCUGGGUACUAUUAAAGCUGAGUGCAUGUACAGCACCAACGUUGUGUACUUAAAUAAAAGCCUGACUCAUGAUCGCUGUGGAAACUACAUAGUGGAUCCACUUGAACAGUGUGACUGUGGCUCCUUCAAACAGUGUUACAACAAUCCCUGCUGUCAGAGUGAUUGUACCUUCACUACUGGAAGCAUAUGUAAUACAGGCACAUGCUGCACAAACUGCACCUAUUCCCCUGCUGGGACACUCUGCAGACCAAUCCAAAAUAUCUGUGAUCUUCCUGAGUACUGCCGAGGAGAGUCCUCGACAUGCCCUGAUGAUUUCUAUAUGCAAGAUGGAACCCCAUGCACUGAAGUGGGCUACUGCUAUCAUGGAAACUGUACUGACCGCUCUGUGCACUGCAAAGAAAUCUUUGGUAAAAAUGCUGUGAACGGUGCAGAUGUCUGCUAUACCAUAAAUAGAAGAGGUGAUAGAUAUGGACACUGCCGAAGGCCAGCUGGGAAAAAAACCAGUACCUCUUGUGAGGUCGAAAAUAUUCAGUGUGGAAGACUGCAGUGUAGCAAUGUCACUCAUCUCCCACGGUUGCAAGAACAUGUGGGAUUCCAUCAGUCUAAGAUAUCAGGGGUCUGGUGUUUUGGAUUGGAUUCCCAUCGUGGCACAGGAACAAAUGAUGUUGGUCAUGUGAGACCUGGUACUCUGUGUGCUCCUGGAAAGUUCUGUCAAAAUACCUACUGCAAUGGCAGUAUAGCUCAGCUAAAUUAUGACUGUAUCCCUGAGAAAUGCAAUCGCAGGGGGAUAUGCAACAACAGGAGGAAUUGUCAUUGCCACAUAGGCUGGGAUCCUCCUCGGUGCAUUGAUCGAGGUGCUGGUGGGAGCACAGACAGUGGACCCCCUCCAAGAAGAAUGCGGGCAGUCAGGCAAAGUCAUGAGUCAGUGAUAUAUCUGAGAGUGGUCUUUGCUCGCAUCUAUGCCUUGAUAACUGCAUUCCUCUUUGGCGUUGCCACCAAUGUUAGAACCAUCAAGACAGUCACAAUCCCUGAGGGGCCCCUCCCUCAUGGUGAAUCAGCCCUUCACAGCGUCUGCAUAGCUUUUGCUACUUCCAUCAUUGCUAAUCCAUGUGACCCACUGCAGCCCCUUCCCUGGAGCUUGGUGGAUCCAGUACAUCCAGUAGCCACUGAAGGUUUUGGAAUUUCUAUACAUCUUGAUGCUCCUCAGAGACAGGUUGUGGUGCUUAGCACUCUCCCACCAGAUGCUGGCAUUGACUCCAUUGCCUUAUCCGGGAAGCUGGUGGACCCAUGUGAUACCCACACUGACAUGCGCAGUGAGAACCCAGAGAAUGAGCAGGUCUUGGAGAAUCCCUCCAUGGAGAUUGUCCUCAACACUAUGUAA
Messenger RNA from Nyctereutes procyonoides (raccoon dog), 2502 nucleotides. Its product is annotated as disintegrin and metalloproteinase domain-containing protein 21-like. Gene Ontology annotation, biological process: male gonad development; proteolysis. The transcript has 5 exons. The record is from RefSeq and is a predicted model, not a curated record. Lineage: Eukaryota; Metazoa; Chordata; Mammalia; Carnivora; Canidae. The coding region runs from base 1 to 2502 and encodes 833 amino acids. Gene Ontology annotation, cellular component: sperm head plasma membrane; plasma membrane; external side of plasma membrane. Gene Ontology annotation, molecular function: metalloendopeptidase activity.